AUGGAGUUCCUCACGGGCUACCGUGCCGAGAUCCUGGACUUCGCGGAGCUGCUCUUCGGCUGGUACCAGCGCUUCCUGGUGGACGCGGCCUGCCAGCGCGGUGGCAAAAGCCUGGAGGGCUGCAUCCGGCGCCUGCCCCCCGACCCGGCCCUGUGGGUGCUGCACCUGCUGCCCAACCACAGCCUGGCCUUCGCCGUCGCCGACCCGGGCCAGCAGCUGGGGGGGCGCUUCUACAGCGAGGACGCCCUGGCGCUGCGGGACCUGGACCGCUUCAUCACCUUCACGGACACGGAGGAGGAGGAGGAGCAGCAGCAGCAGCAGGCGGGGGAGGACCCUGCCAGCCUGGAGAGAGGUGGGGGGUCCCGGGGGGCAGGCUGCGGAGACGCGUGCUCGGCCGGCGAGUGGGGAGAAGUGGGCCGAGGCGGAGUGGCUGCCACCCGCGUCCCCCUGGUGAGCCUGGGCCCCGCCGCCGCUGAGCAGGAACCCUGCCAGGGCGGCCCCCAGAAGCCCGGUGCUGGCGCUUCCGCAGCCCCCCGGGACCCCCGCCAAGCCAGCCCCACCUCGGGUGCACCUGCCGCGGGGCGCGCAGGCGAGCGGCGCCUCCUUUGGGGGCCAGCCGGGGCAGGCGUGGGCCGGCUGACCGGAGGCCAGCGGCUCACGCCCUCGCUCCCCGCAGGCCACCCCCUCUGGCGCGUGGACCGCCUCCUGCUGGUGACGGACGAGCAUGGCAGCAUCAUGGGCUUCGACUUCUUGCUGGGGGGCCCCCUGGGAGUCGCCGGGCAGGAGCCCCUGGAGGCCCGGGCCAUCGCCCUCCUCUGCCAGAGCAUGACCUGCCCGCUGGGGGCCGGGGAGCCACGCCGCCCCAAGCAGCUCACCGUGGGAGACCCCGCGCUGCAAAAGUCCCUGGAGCCGCUGCUCUCCCGGCUGGGCGUGAAGCUGAGCGAGGGGCCGCUGCGGGGCUGGGGGCCCCGGCCGGCCUUCACCUUCCCCAGCACGCGCGUGCCGGCCUGCCACGUCUGCAAGCGGCACAGCUUCGAGGCGCACGUCGCCGCCUGCCAGCACUGCCGGGCGGUCCUGUACUGCUCCGAACGCUGCCGCACGCUGGACUGGAACCGCAGCCCCGAGGACGUCGGCCACCGGUUCUGGUGCCAGCGCAUGGCCGGCUACAUGAGCCGAGCACCUGAGCUGGCCGACCUGCCCUUCACCUUCGCAGCAGAGGCCACCAGCGAGACCUUCAACAAGGAGGGCUUCCUCUCCGCGCGGGGCCUGACCCGGGGCUACUGGGCCGGGGAGAGCAUGCUGGUGCCGGGACCGCAUGGGUCCCCGGGCUCUCCCUGGAGGACCCACAGCUGCCCUGGCCCACAGCGGAACCCUUUCGAGGCGCUGCGGCCAGAAGGGGGGGUGGCGCUGCAGGCAGCCCCUCCGGAGCCCCCCACAGCCCGGACGUUCUUUGGUUCCUGGAAGGAGUACUACCAGUGGCGGGGGCUGUCGCUCAGCGCGCCCCCAGCCGUCAUCCUGACCUACCCCCUGACCUUGUACUACAUCAUCACCCAGCUGGCCCCCCAGGACUUUCCUGAGCUGAACAUCCUGAACAAACAGUCCCUCAAGAUCCACGUGGUGGAGACGGGCAAGGAGUUCGGGGUCCUGAUGGUCUUCUGGGAGCUGUCUGUGCUGCUCCCCCACGUCUCCCUGGAGCUGCUCCUUGUGGGGGACCUCGUGCCCCCCGAGCUGGACGGCCAGCAGUUUCUCUUGCAGAGAGAUGUGCACGGCGUCUCUGUCCAGCCUGGGCUGGCCCCCCGCUCCAAAGGGGGCCGCCGCGAGCUGCAGCUGGGCUUCAGUGCCCGCCCGUACCACCUGCUGCAGGCGCCCAAAGCAGACCUGGUGAUUGCGUUUAACUCCGGGCUCGCCCUCAAGGAGACCUGGCGGAGUUCUCUGCCCCGGCUGCAGUCGCUCCGCGUGCCCGCCUACUUCACCGAGUGCAGCGAGUACAGCUGCGCCGUGGACGAGGCCGCCGUGUCGAUGGCCACGGGGGGCAGCGCCAGCGCCCCGCAGAUCAACCCCUUCCGCUCCCCCUUCCGGCAGGCCGGCAUCGACAACGCCAUGCCCUGGUACUCGAACGCCUUCAUCUUCCACCUGAUCUACAAGGCGUCUGCCGGCGGCCACCGGCAGGCCGCCGCCCCCGCCGCGCAGCCCCUCCCCGCCAGCGGGACCCCCGAGCCGCCGGAAGCAGCGCGCAGCCGGCGCAAGGAGAAAAAGCAGACCCGCGCGGCCGGGCGCCGGCGCAAGUGA
Varanus komodoensis (Komodo dragon) is the source of this 2289-nucleotide messenger RNA. It is a transcript of the gene ZMYND15, whose product is annotated as zinc finger MYND-type containing 15. The record is from RefSeq and is a predicted model, not a curated record. Gene Ontology annotation, biological process: negative regulation of DNA-templated transcription; spermatid development. Bases 1 to 2289 code for a protein of 762 amino acids. Gene Ontology annotation, molecular function: histone deacetylase binding. The transcript has 13 exons. NCBI's taxonomy places the organism in Eukaryota, Metazoa, Chordata, Lepidosauria, Squamata, Varanidae.